CGUGUUACGCGUUGAGUCUGAGUGACGCACCCCCAUCUGAUUAGGCAGUGUAAUGCAUUUUUGGGAACAAAUAUUUAUCUUUUAAGCGCCCCUGAUGCUGUAGUUGACAAUUCAUUUGGUUGUAUGUGAGAUUGAAAGUGCAGUUUUCUUUUUAAAAGGGAUCAAGAACACGUUCACCUGCUCUAAAAGAUGGCUUCGUCUGAUGGAAACAAAAACACGAACACGGAACCAUGGGGUGGUUUUGAGGACAACAUUAUCCAGGGCACUGGGUCAGCAGUGAUUGACAUGGAAAACAUGGAUGACACAUCAGGCUCCAGCUUUGAGGACAUGGGGGAGAUGCACCAGCGCAUGAAGGAGGAGGAGGAGGUGGCAGAGGAGGCUGAAGCAACUGAAGAGGAGACUGGAGAGGAUGGCGAGUUUCUGGGAAUAAAGGGUAUCAAGGGCCAGCUGGGGAGACAGGUGGCAGAUGAGGUGUGGCAAGCAGGAAAGCGGCAGGCUUCCAAGGCUUUCAACCUAUAUGCCAACAUAGACAUUCUCCGGCCGUACUUUGAUGUGGAGCCUAUGCAAGUUAGGAACAGGUUGAUUGAAUCAAUGAUACCCAUCCGUAUGAUCAAUUUUCCACAGAAGAUUGCUGGGGAGCUGUAUGGGCCCAUGAUGCUGGUGUUCACGCUGGUGGCCAUCCUCCUGCACGGAAUGAAGACAUCAGGAACAGUUAUUAGAGAGGGUACUCUGAUGGGAACAGCCAUAGGGACAUGCUUUGGUUACUGGCUGGGAGUUUCCUCCUUCAUCUAUUUCCUGGCAUACCUAUGCAAUGCCCAGAUCACCAUGCUCCAGAUGCUGUCUCUGCUGGGUUAUGGUCUUUUCGGGCACUGCGUGGUUCUCUUCGUCACCUACAACGUCCACUUCCACUCCCUGUUCUACAUCCUGUGGCUGGUCGUAGGAGGGCUCUCCACACUGCGGAUGGUGGCUGCUGUUAUCUCUCGGACUGUGGGCCAGACCCCACGCCUCAUCCUCUGUGGAACACUGGCUGCUCUGCAUAUGCUCUUCCUGCUCUACCUGCACUUCGCUUAUCACAAGAUUGUUGAAGGUAUCCUGGACACAUUGGAAGGACCCAACAUGCCCCCCAUCCAGAGAGUGGCCAGAGAUUUGCCUGUGGUGGCCACUGCUGCUAUGAAUGCUGUGAAUGCCACAGUGAAGACCCUUGGUGUUAUCCUGCAGUCACAGUGAUGUUGUGUCCAACAUCAACGAUGAGACCAUAGGCUCAUGAGAACCUGAAUUCCAUGGUGGUGGUGUUGUGUAGAUAAUACAGACUGAUGUGAAGGUCAAAGACCAUGGUGGUUACUGGUUAUAGCUGACAUUCAUCAUGAUACAUGAACAUUGUCUCGGCAAACAAAUCAUCAUCAGUUCACAACAACUAUUGGUUGUUUAUAUUGAACCAAAUCAAAAAACUAGUGAAUGUCAUGUUUGUUCUCUUCAAAUGAUUGACUCCCUUUUUCAUCGGGAUCUUAUAUUUGUUAAAGCAGCUUGAGUGCAUUAAGAUUCCCAGCUGUUUGCAUUUGUUCUCAUGUUUAGACAAAUUCAUAUUCAACUCGUCACUCUCCUUUUUGUAGGCUUUGUUACACAGGUUAUGGGGAUUCUAUAAAAUUCUAGACGUUCAACGGGAGGACGGUUCCCUAAGGCUGUGUGGUGCCUUCUAUAGUUUCUUCAAAGGAAUUAUUAUUAUUAUCAUGUAUGAUACGGGGUAAAUUUAGAGUUUUAUCUAGCUUGUUUUACACAAUGCACCUCUCUUGUCUGAUAACCUAAUGGGAAAAUAACCAGAUAUGCAGUUGAUAUGUCACGAGAUACUGCAUUAACUUAUGAAUAUUGUUUCUUCUAAUCAGCUUUUGUUUCACCCAGUCAUUUGUGCUGUGCAUUAUUUGUACUUCCUAACAUUUGGGUGGGAUGCAAGGUAACCUCUCCUCCUUUUUAUUUAAAUGUGAAAUUGUAUUUAUAGGGUUAUUGUACAAAACGAUACAAUGGAAAUAAACUUUACGGACCUAAGACAUGGUCUUAUGAAAAAAAUCAAGAAGUCCUGCAAUUAGAUCCUAAUCCAUGAGUUUCACGUGCUUGGGAAUACAGAUAUGCAUCUGUUUGUCACAGAUACCUUAAAAAAACAGUCAGUAUCUGGUGUGACCACCAUUUGUCUCAUGCAGUGCAACACAUCUCCAUUGCAUAGAGUUGAUCAGGCUGUUGAUUGUGGCCUGUGGAAUGUUGGCCAACUCUUCAAUGGCUGUGCGAAGUUGCUGGAUAUUGGCGGGAACUGGAACAUGCUGUCGUACACAUAGAUCCAGAACAUCCCAAACAUGCUCAAUGGGUGACAUGUCUGGUGAUUAUGCAGGCCAUUGAAGAACUGGGACAUUUUCAGCUUCCAGGAAUUGUGUACAGAUCCUUGCGACAUGGUGUCGUACAUUAUCAUGCUGAAAAAUUAGGUGAUGGCGGUAGAUGAAUGGCAUGACAACGGGCCUCAGGAUCUCGUCAUGAUAUUCUGUGCAUUUAAAUUGCCAUCGAUAAAAUGCAAUCGUGUUUGUUGUCCAUAGCUUAUGCCUGCCCAUACCAUAACCCAAUCGCCACUAUGGGGAACUCAGCAAAUGUUGACAUCAGCCACCCGCUCGCCAACAAUGCCCGCUACAGCUGAAACCGGGAUUCAUCCGUGAAGAGCAGACUUCUCCAGCAUGCCAGUGGCCAUUAAAUAUGAUCAUUUGCCCACUGAAGUCGGUUACGACGCCAAACUGCCGUCAGGUCAAGACCCAGGUGAGGACAACAAGAUGAGCUUCCCUGAUACGGUUUCUGACAAGUUUGUGCAGAAAUUCUUUGUACAAACCCACUGUUUCAUCAGCUGUCCAGGUGGCUGGUCUCAGACGAUCCCGCAGGUGAAGAAGCCGGUUUUGGAGGUCCUGGGCUGGCGUGGUAACACGUGGUCUGUGGUUGUGAGGUCAGUUGGACAUACUGCAAAAUUCUCUAAAAUGACGGAGGUGGCUUAUGGUAGAGAUCUGAACAUUAAUAUCUGGCAACAGCUCUGGUGGACAUGCCUGCAGUCAGCAUCUAAAUUGCACUCUCCCUCAACUUGAGACAUCGAUGACAUUGUGUGGUGUGACAAAACUGCAUAUUUUAGAGUCGCCAUUUAUUGUCCACAGCAAAUCAAAUGUAUUGGUCACAUACACUAAUUUAGCAGAUGUUAUUGUGGGUAUAGCUAAAUUCUUGUGUUCCUAGCUCUAACAGUGCAGUAGUAUCUAACAGUUCUCAACAAUACACACUAAAAGUAAAAUAAUAGAAUGAAGAAAUAUAUAAAUGUUAGACUGAGCAAUGUCAGAGUGGCACUGACUAAAAUACAGUACAAUAUAAUAAAUUUAUAUACAUAUGAAAUGAGUAAAGCAGUAUGUAAACAUAAUUUAAACAUUAUUAAAGUGGCCAGUUGUUCCAAGUCUAUGUACAGUUGUGGCCAAAUGUUUUGAGAAUGACACAAAUAUUAAUUUCCACAAAGUUUGCUGCUUUAGUGUCUUUAGAUAUUUUUGUCAGAUAUUACUAUGGAAUACUGAAGUAUAAUUACAAGCAUUUCAUAAGUGUCAAAGGCUUUUAUUGACAAUUACAUGAAGUUGAUGCAAAGAGUCAAUA
This is a messenger RNA of Oncorhynchus nerka (sockeye salmon), 3651 nucleotides long. It is a transcript of the gene yipf3, whose product is annotated as Yip1 domain family, member 3. The record is from RefSeq and is a predicted model, not a curated record. Gene Ontology annotation, cellular component: Golgi apparatus. Lineage: Eukaryota; Metazoa; Chordata; Actinopteri; Salmoniformes; Salmonidae. The coding region runs from base 190 to 1227 and encodes 345 amino acids. The transcript is spliced from 9 exons.